CUUCUUCCGUCUGUGGCUCUGCCGCUCGAAGGCAUCGUCGGAUCCCUCACUGGGCACACCUCUCUCUGACCCCCCCCCCUUGUCCGACGUCACCAUGUCGACCUCGUCACCCCCUUCGUCCAUCCUCAUCAUCGGUUCAGGCGUCUUUGGCCUUUCUACAGCCCUCGCCUUGGCCCUUCGUCCAGCCUACGCCAAGACGGAGAUCACCGUUCUCGACCGCUCACCCGAACAAGGCGUCUUCCCUUCGCACGACGCUUCGAGCAUCGACUCUUCGCGCAUCAUCCGCCCCGACUACGCAGACCCCGCCUACUCGGCUCUCGCCGCCGCCGCCCAUCACCACUGGCGCCACAGCCCCCUCGGCGAAGAUGGCCGCUACACAGAGUCGGGCAUGGCUCUCAUUGCCGACGCGCCACCAGCUCACGUCAAGACGCGCACGCAGAUGGACUAUGUCCGCGACAGCUACGCCAACGUCAAGCGCCUCGCCCAGAGGAAGGAGUGCGGCAUCGACGCCGCCAGGCUCAGCGAGCUGCCGAGCAGGCGCGCCAUUGCCGAGCUUGUGGGCCUCAACCCGGCCGACGCCAACGCCGACACCGAUGCCGACACGACGCCCGGCGACUGGGGCUACCUCAACGGCAACUCGGGCUGGGCCGACGCCCGGCCGCAGCAUGCAAUCAAAGUCGCACGCCAAGGCUACGAGCUACGUCAACCCGCGCCGACCCCCGCCGCCGCCCUGGCGACGCGGCCCGAGCGCCGCCUCGCCCCCACGACCUCGCUCCCCUACACGCCGUCGACGAACCCGGCCCUGCGCAUCCCCGCCGAGGCCGAGGCCGACCUGCGCCGCGUGCUGCGCGCCACCGUCCCCCUCGCGCAGCUGCACGACCGCCCCUUUGCCGCCUCGCGCAUCUGCUGGUACACUGACACGCCGACGGGCGAUUUCCUCGUCGACUACCAUCCCGGCUGGCGGGGCCUGUUCCUCGCGACGGCGGGCAGCGGCCACGGCUUCAAGUUCCUGCCCAUCAUCGGCGACCACAUUGUCGAUUGCGUCGAGGGCCGCCGGCCUGAGGCGUUUGAUGACAAGUGGCGGUGGCGCGGCGUCGAGAGAAGGGACGACGACGUGGAGCAGGUGUACGAGCACAUUGUCACAGAGGAUGGGAGUCGGGGCGGCAAAUUGGGGCUCGUGCUGGCCGAGGAGCUGGCUAAGAGCCACCGCGCGAAGAUGUAG
Verticillium alfalfae VaMs.102 is the source of this 1222-nucleotide messenger RNA. RefSeq lists its product as hypothetical. NCBI's taxonomy places the organism in Eukaryota, Fungi, Ascomycota, Sordariomycetes, Glomerellales, Plectosphaerellaceae. Gene Ontology annotation, molecular function: L-pipecolate oxidase activity; sarcosine oxidase activity; proline dehydrogenase activity. The coding region runs from base 95 to 1222 and encodes 375 amino acids. The record is from RefSeq and is a predicted model, not a curated record. The transcript is spliced from 2 exons.